Molecule: messenger RNA, 3656 nt
Organism: Rhodofomes roseus
Lineage: Eukaryota; Fungi; Basidiomycota; Agaricomycetes; Polyporales; Fomitopsidaceae
Product: heavy metal translocatin
Exons: 2
Coding region: 73-3480 (1135 amino acids)
Biological process (GO): monoatomic cation transport
Cellular component (GO): membrane
Molecular function (GO): ATP hydrolysis activity; ATP binding; metal ion binding
Source: RefSeq, a predicted model, not a curated record
CUUAGUCCAGAACUACUAACGGCGUGUUAAGCGCAGCUCUUCGCUCCCCCACUUCUUGCUCUCACACCCACCAUGGCCCAUUCGUGCUGCGAUCCUCCACAGCACGAGAAUGCUCCUGCUGAUGAUUCAAAAACUUCUAGGGGCUACGGACAUGCUGCAGAGGCCAUUGAACAAACUCCAAGUUCUCAGGGGAACUCUACGUGUUGCGAAGACGACAAGUGCAAAUGCGACGACGGCUGUUUUGAGAAGCUCGCGCGGGCUAUAUGCGCGGACGACACGGCGCAUAUCCACGAUCACAAAGGGAGAGAUAUCGAUGUGGCCAGUCUCAGCGCCUGCAGCACUUGCGUUGGCAGCGAGUUUUCCACCGAGCUUAACGCCGCUCCUACGGCGCCCCCAGCGAGGCCGUGCACCCACAUUGGUUUGAGGAGGCGCAAGUCUCCCCGUGUUGAAGGCGAUAGCGUCGAUGCCACCCCUUUCCCCUCGGAAGCGUGUGGGGAGCACAGAACCUUUGCUCGCAAGCGCUAUCAGCAGACCCUCGCCGCAUUCGGUUGCGUCUGCAAAGCGCUGCUAUCGUACGGCCUGCAGUCCUGCUGCACCAACGUGAACGCUGCCAAGGGGCGUGCGCCAUCUCGCAGCAUCCGUCCCCAUUCUAGCCGGAAGUCGCUCAUUCCCUCCACGAAGAGUCGCGUCUCCGUUGACUCCUGUUGCAAGGGUGGCGGCUGUUGCGACGGAGGGAGUGAUGCCACCAGCCACUGCCAACACCAUGUGUCCCUCGUGAAGUCGGUGCGUCGUUCCGUCGACUCUUGCCGCACCGGAGCCGAGAGUUCGUGCGGUGGCUGUCAGGACUCUUGCUGUGGAGGCGACAAGGGCGUUGGCUGCCAGGAUUCAGAAGGCGACGCCGGCUGUCAGGACUCCUGCUGUGGAGGCGGCAAUGACGCUGGCUCGCAGGCUUCCAUCAAGGACAGGUGCUGCGACGGACCAGACGAGAAGUGCGGGGCAUUCGCACUCGACGUCGAGCUGGGUACGCUCGAGAAGGGAACGGGUACCACCAAUGAACAUGCUGUGCUCGCCGUGCGAGGCAUGACUUGCUCGGGAUGCGAAAGCAAGCUCGCCCGUGUGCUCAGGGCGCUCCCUACAGUGCGCAAUGUCAAGACUAGUCUGGUGCUCUGUCGCGCCGAGUUCAGCUUCGAUGACGGCGCCACCACCCUGCAGGCCCUGAUUCAGACUAUCGAACAGCGCACUGGCUUCUCGGUCGAGGCCAUCAACGCAGGCAAGUCGCAUGAGCUGCGAUUGCUGGUUGACCGAGCGAAAUGCGAGGACCUCCUGGCCAUGCCUCUCCCGAAGGGAGUGGAGAACACAGCUCGUCUAGACAAAGAUACGGUCGUCGUCUCCUACGAUCCUCGCCUCAUUGGCGCGAGACAAGUCAUCCUGGCUUACGCCGCCUUUGCGCCCUCGCUCGCACAGGAACCCCGCGACCCCGCGAUGACAGCUGGCCUUAAACACAUCCGCACGCUCACACUCCGCACGAUCGCCUCCGCGGCUCUGACCAUCCCGGUGCUCGUGAUGGCCUGGGCGCCGCUGCCCUCCUACCCUCGCGCCUACAACAUCGCCUCCCUCGUACUCGCGACGCUCGUCCAGACGCUCAUCACGGGCCCGAUCUACCUCAGCGCGUUCAAAAGUCUAUUCUUCGCGCGCGUAGUCGAGACGGACCUCCUUGUCGUCCUGAGCACGUCCGCGGCGUACGUGUAUUCAGUCGUCGCGUGCGCGUUCGCGCUCGCCGGCCGCCCGCUGGCGUCCGGCGGCUUUUUCGAGACGAGCACCCUCCUCGUGACGCUCAUCGUCCUCGGCCAGCUCGUGAGCGCGUAUGCGCGCCAGCGUGCGAUGGAGACGAUCUCGAUUCGGACGAUGCAGCGGGGAAUGGCGAGACUCGUGCGCCCGGACGGCACGGAGGAGGACGUGGAUGCACGGCUGCUCCAGUACGACGACGUGUUCAAGGUCGAGCCUGACUCGAUGGUGAUCACGGACGGCGUGGUGUUCGCGGGCCAGAGCGAGAUCGACGAGUCCAUGAUGACCGGAGAGUCGAAGCCCGUCGUGAAAGUCGUUGGGAGCGCAGUGAUUGCUGGUACCGUCAAUGGCCCGAGCACCCUGCUCGUCACCGUCUCGCGGCUUCCUGGCGGAAACACCAUCAGUGAGAUCGCGGAAAUGGUCGACGACGCGAGGUUCUCCCGCGCAAAGGUGCAGGCUAUCGUCGACCGCGUCGUCGGGUGGUUCGUCCCCGUCAUCGUGGCCGCAGCUGUCAUUACGUUCGUCAUUUGGCUUGCAGUCGGCCGCGCAGUUCAGGAGCGGACAGGUGGGGACGCUGCGGCUACAGCACUGACGUACGCAAUUGCCGUGCUAGCUGUCUCGUGCCCUUGUGCUGUCGGUCUGGCAGUACCUAUGGUCAUCCUCAUCGCAGGUGGAGUCGCUGCGAAGCGGGGGCUAGUGUUCAAGGCGGCUACCACCAUCGAGACUGCCCGCAAAAUCACUCACGUCGUCUUCGACAAGACUGGGACACUGACGCAAGGCAAGCUCAGCGUGGUCGCAAGCGAUGUCUGGCCCACGGAGGAGUUUGACGUUCAUGCAGCAAUUCUCGAGUUGGUCAAGGACAACCGGCACCCUGUCGCCCGCGCCGUCUCUGAGCAUAUGAAGGCUCGCAUAGACACGUCGCUGACUGCCAAGCUGGACCAGGUUGAGCUGAUCACUGGGAAGGGCGUACAGGGUCGUAUCUCAGGAGGCUCCCUUUUGGGCGGUAACCCAUCUUGGCUGAUUGUCGAGGAUCACCCUGCGGUCAAGCCGAUGCUCCUCCAAGGUCUCACUGCUUUCUGCGUCACUUUCAACGGGCGACUCGUCGCUGCCUUUGGUCUGGAAGACACGCUCCGCCCUGAAUCGCUCGCUGUCUUGGACUCCCUUCGCAGGCGCAACAUCCGCAUUUCUAUCCUCAGCGGCGAUCAUCGCGCCGCUGUGGAGAAGGUCGCCACCGCCCUGGCCAUCCCCAGGGAGAACUUCGCAGCCGGAUGCAUGCCCGCGCACAAGCAAGCAUACAUUGCUUCGCUGACAGCCAAGGGCGAGCGUGUGCUCUUCUGCGGAGACGGUACGAACGACGCCGUUGCCCUAGCGCGCGCCGACAUCGGUGUGCACCUGCACACUGGCGAGGGUGCCGGCUUCGCUGCGUCGUCCGCCGCGGACGUUGUGCUGCUCAAUCCUUCCCUCAGUGGCAUCCUGACGCUCCUGCAGCUGUCAGACGCGGUCGCGCGGAGGAUCAUGCUCAACUUCGGGUGGUCGGCGGUGUACAACUUGGUCGCGAUCUUGUUCGCUGCUGGCGCCUUCGUCAACGCGAGGCUUCCCCCGGCUUAUGCUGGUCUAGGAGAGAUCGUGAGCGUGUUGCCGGUCGUGUUGGUGGCACUGCAGCUUAGGUGGUUCAACCCCAAGGCUGCGAUGUGAUUGACUUGCGUGAUCGCCAGGUUACAGUGCUUGUAUUCGUCAAUUUCCCCUCCUCCCCUCCUCAACUUCGUAUGUGAUUGAUUUCCUGUUAUGUCGCUUUAGAUGAGUGGUUCACGAUGCUAAAUGACCCGCUGGGCACAGUGUAUCCGGUCCUAGACGAUGAAUGUAUUAUUUCC